CGCGGAUCUCAUUUCCACGACGCCCAAGUCUGCGUCUUCAAACCUGCGCACCAACUCUUUCCUUGGUCAUCUUCUCUUCUCUUGUUUGCGAUUAUUUGUUUGUGUCUCGUCUUGAAUUGCCCGUCAUUGGCAUUCAUCCUCGCCUAGCAGGCCGUAUUCUACAUACCUACCGUUCUGCAUCAUUGGCGACUCCAGACACGCAGCAUAUACGCGAAUCAUUCAUUUACGCCUUCCUUAACAAUUUUCUUCUUUUAAAGAUUUAAUCAGAGCAGCCCUCACAACCGCCAAGAUGGGUUGCGGAAUGUCUACAGAGGACAAGGAGGGCAAGGCCCGGAACGAGGAGAUUGAGAACCAGCUCAAGCGAGACAAGAUGAUGCAGCGCAACGAGAUCAAGAUGCUACUUCUGGGUGCUGGUGAAUCUGGAAAGUCUACUAUUCUCAAGCAGAUGAAGCUGAUCCACGAGGGCGGCUACUCUCGCGACGAGCGCGAGUCGUUCAAGGAAAUCAUCUUCAGCAACACUGUGCAGUCGAUGCGCGUCAUUCUCGAGGCCAUGGAGUCUCUUGAGCUGCCCCUUCAGGACCAGCGCAUGGAGUACCACGUCCAGACCAUUUUCAUCCAACCCGCUCAGAUCGAAGGCGAUGUCCUGCCCCCGGAAGUCGGAGGUGCCAUCGAGGCCCUGUGGAAGGAUCACGGCGUGCAGGAGUGUUUCAAGCGAUCUCGCGAAUAUCAGCUGAACGACUCAGCAAGAUAUUACUUCGAUAAUAUCGUGCGAAUCGCCGCUCCCGACUACAUGCCCAACGAUCAAGAUGUGCUCCGAUCACGUGUCAAGACUACUGGUAUCACCGAGACGACAUUCAUCAUCGGCGAUCUGACCUACCGAAUGUUCGAUGUCGGUGGCCAGCGAUCUGAGCGAAAGAAGUGGAUUCACUGCUUCGAGAACGUCACAACCAUUCUGUUCCUGGUCGCCAUUUCCGAGUACGAUCAGCUGCUGUUUGAGGAUGAGACUGUCAACCGAAUGCAAGAGGCCCUGACGCUCUUUGACUCAAUUUGUAACUCAAGAUGGUUCAUCAAGACGUCCAUCAUUCUCUUCCUCAACAAGAUCGACAGAUUCAAGGAGAAGCUACCAGUCAGCCCCAUGAAGAACUACUUCCCCGACUACGAGGGCGGUGAUGACUAUGCGGCCGCGUGCGACUACAUCCUGAACCGAUUCGUCAGCCUGAACCAGCACGAGACCAAGCAAAUCUACACGCACUUUACUUGCGCCACAGAUACUACCCAGAUCCGCUUUGUCAUGGCGGCAGUCAAUGAUAUCAUUAUUCAGGAGAACCUUCGUUUAUGCGGUCUCAUUUAGACGACUUGUCUUUUCUCUAUUCUCAUUUUUUUCUUAUUUUUGUUUUAAAGACGCACGAAUACCCUCAAACUCGAUUACGACCGCCACCAGAUGGGCCACGGAGAUACGGCUCAUGAUCUUUGAUUGUACUCCUUGCGAGAUGAAAGCCGGCUCAAGGAAUUUCUCUUUUCUUUUCUUGCGGGCUUCUCCUUGGCAAUCUUUCCACCGUCCUAGAUAAUGGUACUUUUCUUUUUUCUAAAGUUGAGACUCUUAUGGCGAAACCAUAUCGGCAUUUUACAACACUCUUGUGAGAGCCACCCCACCAUCGCAAGGAUUGUCGAGAGAUGCUUGUGUAUUACCAAAAAUAAAACUUGAUUCCUCUAUUGUUUCUUUUUCAACUCAUAAAAAAGAAAAGAGGAUCGCGGGCAGGGGAAGGGAGGCUAAACGGAGCGUGAAAGACUUGGGCGUGGAGGAGUUGUGUGAGCCGUCUUAAGGAAGAUGAAAAAGCAGGCGCGGCAGCUCUUUGGGAAGAAAGGGGAUGGGAUACAUACUACUUAUUAUCUUGUUGUUUUUUCAAAAUUUUCUCUUUUUUUUACUUUACAUCUGACCACGAUGGUGCGAAUGGGCGGCGGCCAUUUACUUUGUUUAAUUAUGAAACCACAAUUUUUUUUCUGCCUUUUCUCUACCUGUCUGCGACUCUGUAUCUUGUUGUAAACAAAACCUCAAUGUGUACUGUCAUCCAUUAUAUUCCAAUACGUGUUUAUUUACUUGCAUAUAUUCAUGUUCCACCGGCUCUUAAUUUUCUGUUAAAAUCUGGCUCCCAUCAUUAAUGUUGGGCUUGCUUGUGAACAUUUCUGUUUCCGCUCUCUAUCUUGUAUUGUUUUUAUUCUUUAACGUCCAUCUUUUGCUUGUUUGGAGCUGGGCCUAUGUGUAAGGGGAAUACAGUUUUAUUCUGUGUCUUGAGUUGUUAGAGAGGAGAGUGUAGUAUGAGUUUCUCCGUCUUGUCUUCGAGAUGGUGAGGAGAAACAUUCUUUUGCAUGAGAGGUAGUUUUGCAAUUGUUUUAGUUUUUUGUAAUAAAGUCAUGAAUACUUUUUUUUUCUAGUUUUUUCUGCAUGCUGUCUUUUUUUCCUUCUGUUUCGUAAAGCAUAUUUUGUUUUGUCAUGUUUGAAGUAUGCAUCCAUGGCGGCGAACAGUGAAUAAUGUCAGAUGAUUUAUACACACGAUAGUAUAUCAACCUCUAGAUAACUUUAUAACAAUGUACAGGUAUAUGGUCGACGUAAGAACCAAAUGGGUAUUAUAUGUGCUAAAAGGCUUCUUCCUAAGCUCGCAAACUAUAAAACCUGAAAAAUAUAUCCUUUCAAAGGUUCACGUCAAAUCCUCAAAUAUCAAAUUUCCAUAUGCGCGUAAAAUCGUGACCAAUUCGUCGUGGUCAAUCGCCAGCCAGGGCAGAGAGACGUGCCCAAAUGUCGAGAGUAUAUAGUUAAUAUGAAAAAAAAAGAAGAAAACGGAAGAAAACGGAACAACACUACUGUGUCGGCUGGCCAAAACGAAAUAUAUAAAACAAGAAGUGAAAGUAGAGAAGCAUCUGCAAGAUCUUGGGCCUUUUUUCUUCUCCAAAUGCCCCCUUGUUAUAUGCGUGUCAAAAUGUCGCAAUGUCGUCGUCCAGAAUGCGUCUUAUGCUGAUCAAAUGAGAUGGAAUCUUCAAGAUGUACACAGGCUUCUCUUUAUAUCUGCAGUCCCUCUUCGGGUAGAUGGCAGCGGCUCAAAGUUAAGCGAGAAGCUGUAAGAAAAUAGCCUCUGGAA
This is a messenger RNA of Trichoderma atroviride IMI 206040, 3134 nucleotides long. RefSeq lists its product as uncharacterized. The record is from RefSeq and is a predicted model, not a curated record. Gene Ontology annotation, biological process: G protein-coupled receptor signaling pathway. Gene Ontology annotation, cellular component: heterotrimeric G-protein complex. Gene Ontology annotation, molecular function: G protein-coupled receptor binding; GTPase activity; G-protein beta/gamma-subunit complex binding. Lineage: Eukaryota; Fungi; Ascomycota; Sordariomycetes; Hypocreales; Hypocreaceae.